UGGGUGGGCGAGACCUUAACAGGCAUGCGCAAUUUGUCUCGCCUCCGAAGCUCGCUGGGUAGAAGGAAGCCUCUUCCUUUUUCCUUCCCAAAGCAGUCCAAGGAACAUACCACGAUAAUGAGGAGGUUUCUCACCAGCAGUUUCCUGCAGCUCUGCCGUCGGGGCUCCGUUUCCCUUCUGCCUCUGAGAGUGUUGGGGAGCUUUCGGGGAGGACCCCAGACUGGAUCUUUGAAUCAUGCACACAGCACAGAGCAGGGAAAUGCCAUAAAACCAAUUGGGCGCUAUCCAAUUCCCAUUAAGAAGGAUUUGCCAUAUGAUAUAGUAGAACUCAUGGAGGAAGUAGAAGUAAAGAGUGGUUUUUUGCCCAAUGUGUUUAAGAUGAUGUCUCAUCGACCAGCAGAAUUUAGAGCAUUCUUUGCUUAUUACAAUGCCAUAAUGAACAAGGAGACAGGAAACCUAAGCAAGGCUGACAAAGAGCUCAUUAUUGUGGCUACUAGUGUUGUUAACAAGUGUCCAUACUGUGUAAUUGCACAUGGCGCCUUACAUCGGAUAUAUUCCAAAAAACCAACACUGGCAGAUCAGGUCACAGUGAACUGGAAAAUGGCUGACCUAAGUGAUCGGGAGCAGGCCAUGCUUGAGUUUGCGCUUGCCAUCUGUCAAGCAGAUACCAUCACUGAAGAGCACUUUCAGAAGCUGGAGGCACACGGAUUUGACCGAGAAGAUGCCUGGGACAUAGGCAGUAUUUCAGCCUUUUUUGCCAUGUCAAAUCGCAUAGCUCACUUCACAGAUAUGCAUCCAAACCCAGAAUUCUACACUAUGGGAAGAAUACCAAGAGAGAAAGAGAAGGCCAAAUCCUCCUAACAAUGUUUGAUGGCUCCCAGAUCUUUGCAAGGACGUUGAGUUCCUGACACUGAGUCCAAGCUUGGCUAUUACUUGGUGACAAGUACAAGAUCAAAAUGGGCAGAUAUUGGAUAUCAUGAGAAAUGAAAUUUUCCAUUGUAUAUGACUUUUGAGAGGUUUUCUAGUAGGGUCUCCACUGAAAUAAGGUACUCUGGAGACAUGGCGAGAUUGGACAUUUGCCGCUCAAUUUCUUUUUAUUGUAAUCAGUAAUAUACAGUGAUUUCUUAAUAACUGCAGGGUUAAUGCUUUCAUCAUAUCUAUUAUUUCUAUUAAACCUAUUUGGCCAAGCAUGUAUCUACUACAGCAGAUCUUUUUCAUGAGCAAAGUUGGAAAUAGUUUUUAUUGAGACACUGGAAAAGAUCAUGAGGAAAGUCUUCUGUCUCUUUUCCUCUACCAGUAUAAAAUUACUGCUCUGUUCUCCUUGCAAAAUCUUCUCAGGAGCAUUUCCAUCUAAGUUAUAUCAACCUAUAAAAAUGUGAAAGUUUUUCUAAGGUCUGCAUUGCACAGCUCUGCUAAAUAACUUUGAAGUUUGUUUCCUUAACUCUUACAAGAAAAGGGGAACAACUAACCAAUUUUAUGAAGGAACAUGCUCCUUGUCUCAUAUGUUGUCAUUUUAAUCCUAGUUGUCAAAAAAAGCUUUUUGUGUGUGGAAAGAAUAUACUUUGAACUGUUGUCUCCACAUCUGCUUUAACCCUAACUUGCUCAAAUUACCAGUUGGGUUAGGUAGAGGAGACUGUGGUGCCUGCCCAUUGUACAUGGGUACAGGAGACUUCAGAGCUACCUGCAGGCAGGUAUUGUCCAAAAUGCAUUCACUCACAUCCAUUCAUUCACAGCCCCAUAUCUUGUUGCAUUUUUCAUCAAAUAUCACUAAAAUGGAGUUGAACCUCACUUAGUUCUUUCCCCUACGUACAUGAGAGAUUAUUUAAGGGCAGAGGGGCAAUGAUGCAGCCUGGUCGGCCUCACUGGCACUCUGGAUUAACUGACUGGAUAUCCUAGAAGAGAAUCUGCUGCAAUAUACACCUGGAAUCAGACUGGGCUUUUUCAGCAGACACAUCACCGUGGAAAGGGUGCCCUGAAGUAGAAACUCUAACCAAUACUGAUCUAGAGAGAUGGGCUUAAUAAGAGAUUCAGCAUCUAACAGUGGGGUGUAGGCACCAUGAAAUCACUGAAUGUUGUUGGCUUUUCUUGAACACCCUGAGGAUCAGCACUUCCCUUAUAAUUUGCAAUGCUUGUAUAACUUGUCGUGCCAUGAAUAAAGUAUCUUUGCAUAUCA
Rhineura floridana is the source of this 2173-nucleotide messenger RNA. RefSeq lists its product as uncharacterized. Gene Ontology annotation, molecular function: peroxiredoxin activity. Bases 25 to 861 code for a protein of 278 amino acids. The record is from RefSeq and is a predicted model, not a curated record. Lineage: Eukaryota; Metazoa; Chordata; Lepidosauria; Squamata; Rhineuridae. The transcript has 5 exons.